Molecule: messenger RNA, 1875 nt
Organism: Komagataella phaffii GS115
Lineage: Eukaryota; Fungi; Ascomycota; Pichiomycetes; Pichiales; Pichiaceae
Product: Polyamine transport protein specific for spermine
Exons: 1
Coding region: 1-1875 (624 amino acids)
Biological process (GO): spermine transport; transmembrane transport
Cellular component (GO): fungal-type vacuole membrane
Molecular function (GO): spermine transmembrane transporter activity
Source: RefSeq, a predicted model, not a curated record
AUGUCAAGUUCAAACAAAGAAUUCGAUGGAGACUCGAUUGGUUCUUCAGACUCUCUGGAUAUAGAAUCCGGUAACAGAGAUCCAAAAACUCAAAACCCACAAGCUUAUGUCCCAAGCGACAAUGAAGAUCGUAUGUCAGAAUUAUCUCACUACGCUUCUACACCUGACCAGUCACUAAAAAUGGUGAGGACAGAAACCAAAAAGUCAUUGAAAGAUUUGGGAGUCUCGGAUGAACUUCCCACAUUAGACCCAAACAGGCCUAUUGCUGUAGAAAAUCCUAUAUUCCCCGAAGAAUAUUAUUUGGAAACAGAAACUGGUUUAGUCCCUGUGGCAACAUUGCAAGAUCUGGGUAGGAACCCAACUGCAUUGGAAAAACUUAGAAAAGAAAAAUCUAGAGCGUUUCCCCAACCCAACGGGGAGGCUCCCAUUCUCAAAGAUUCGUCGGAUGUUGAAACGUUUAAGUCGAAAGAGUACAGCCCAGAAAUAGAGUUUGUCACGUUUUUGAUCAACGAUCCAGAGAACCCAUACAACUGGCCCACGUUCACUAAAUGGGCAUACACUAUUAUCUUAUCUAUAUUAGUCGUCGCCGUUGCUUUUGGAUCCUCGUGUAUCUCUGGAGCAUUAUUCACUGUGGAAGAUAAUUAUAAUGUUUCAUUGGAAGUUGCCAUUUUGACAGUUUCAUUGAUGGUCUUGGGUUUCUCCUUGGGUCCAUUGUUGUGGUCUCCUUUAUCUGAGCAGAUUGGAAGGAGAUGGGUUUAUUUUAUAUCCUUGGGUCUCUACACAAUUUUUAACAUUCCUUGCGCUCUAUCCCCUAAUAUCGGUGGUCUCUUAGUUUGUCGAUUUUUGUGUGGUGUUUUUAGUUCCAGCGCACUUUGUCUGGUUGGUGGUUCUAUAGCUGACAUGCAUCCUUCUGAAACAAGAGGUAAAGCAAUCGCCUAUUUUGCAGCAGCUCCUUAUGGUGGACCAGUUAUUGGACCUUUAGUAUGUGGUUGGAUCGGUGUUAAAACCAACAGAAUGGAUCUUAUCUUUUGGGUAAAUAUGGGAUUUGCAGGAUUUAUGUGGUUACUAGUUGCCUGCAUUCCAGAAACCUAUCAACCAGUAAUUUUAAAGAACCGAGCAAAGAAAUUAAGAAUGGAGUUGAACAAUCCUAACAUCAUGACAGAGCAAGAAGCUAAUCCACUAACUUUCAAGGAAUUAGUAGUUACCUGCCUUUAUAGGCCUCUUAUGUUUGUUUUCACUGAGCCUGUUUUGGACAUGAUGUGUGUUUACGUUUGUCUUAUUUACUCAUUGCUUUAUGCAUUUUUCUUUGCAUACCCAGUUAUAUUUAAUGAGCUUUAUGGCUAUGAAGAUGAUUUCAUCGGCCUGAUGUUGAUUCCAAUAUUGAUAGGAGCCUUUUUGGCCUUAGUUACAACUCCAAUUUUGGAAUCCAUGUACGUGAAAAUGUGUCAACGAAGAAAACCAACUCCUGAAGACAGAUUGGUAGGAGCCAUGAUUGGGUCUCCUUUCCCUGCAAUUGCCCUAUUUAUUUUGGGAGCAACGUCCUACAAGCAUAUCAUUUGGGUCGGUCCAGCAUCUUCCGGUAUCGCCUUCGGUUAUGGAAUGGUACUAAUUUACUACUCUUUGAAUAAUUACAUCAUCGACACCUACGCCAAGUAUGCAGCUAGUGCUCUGGCAACAAAGGUUUUCCUGAGGAGUGCUGGAGGUGCUGCUUUCCCACUAUUUACUACACAGAUGUACCAUAAACUAGGGCUACAGUGGGCCAGUUGGUUGUUGGCAUUCAUUUCAUUAGCAAUGAUUCUCAUCCCAUUCGUUUUCUACAUUUAUGGUGCUCGUUUGAGGGCCAAAAUGUGUAAAGAGAACUACAGUGAGAUGUGA